Molecule: messenger RNA, 501 nt
Organism: Eimeria maxima
Lineage: Eukaryota; Apicomplexa; Conoidasida; Eucoccidiorida; Eimeriidae
Product: calmodulin, putative
Exons: 3
Coding region: 1-501 (166 amino acids)
Cellular component (GO): myosin II complex
Molecular function (GO): calcium ion binding
Source: RefSeq, a predicted model, not a curated record
AUGGCGAAAGUAGAUGGAGUUGUGUACAAGAUAACGGAGGCGCAGGCGAACUGCUUUAAGACUGCAUUUGGCAUUUUCGAUUCAGAUGGAGACGGCUUCGUCACUCGCGAGGAAUUUGUUAAACUUUACCGCUCCGUGGGGCAGUCACCCUCUGAGGCAACUUUGAAGGAGCUAGUCGAAAAGUUUGACCCGGAGAAUACAGGGAAAUUCGACAUUCAUACAUUCUUGCACAUCUGCGAGUCCCCAUACUUCGCUGACCCAAUGAAGGAAGAAAGGCUGGUUGAAUGCUUUCGCAUGUUUGAUGACGAUGCCAUCGGGAAGAUAAGUAUUCCGGAGCUGAGAUACGUACUCCAACAAAUCGGGGAACCGUUGACAGACGACGAAGCUGACAAGUUUAUUGAAUGGGCGAUGAAGGUGCCUGAUGCGAUUUCGGAUGGAGGAAUGCUUAACUACGAUAUUCUCGCACGGGAGCUUAUGAACAGGGACCCCGAUGUCUUAUAA